This is a messenger RNA of Rotaria sp. Silwood1, 3060 nucleotides long. The record is from the annotation of a GenBank genome assembly. NCBI's taxonomy places the organism in Eukaryota, Metazoa, Rotifera, Eurotatoria, Philodinida, Philodinidae.
AUGGGCAAAGAAGCUAUGCAUCAAUUAGCUAGUGCUCAUGUUCUUAUAUCAGGCAUGCGUGGUCUUGGUGUUGAAAUAGCUAAAAAUAUUGUAUUGGGAGGUGCUAAAUCAGUUAUUGUUCAUGAUUCUGGUAAUGUCGAUUAUAAAGAUCUUUCAUCACAAUAUUACUUUACUGAAUCGAAUAUUGGUCAAAAUCGAGCUGAAGUUGCUAAUAAACAUUUAUCUGAAUUAAAUAAUUAUGUUAAUGUAUCAUUUUAUUCUGGAAUUGUGGAUGAAACAUUUCUUCAAAAGAAUAAAGUCAAUGUGUUUGUUUUAACCGAUGCUAAUAUGGAUGAUCAAAUAAAGAUAGGUGAUUAUUGUCAUCAACAUGGAAUAAAAUUUAUCAAUGCAAAUACAAAAGGUUUAUUUGGACAAAUCUUUUGUGAUUUUGGUCGAAAUUUCGAGGUAAUCGAUACAAAUGGUGAACAUCCUUUAACACAAAUUGUGACAGAAAUUAGUCAUGAUGAAGCAGGUGUAGUUUUUAUGUCAACAGAUACCAGACAUGGUUUUGAAGAUGGUUCAUAUGUAACUUUUCAUGGCGUAAAAGGAAUGACUGAAGUUAAUGAGCGAGAAUUCAAAAUCUCUGUACCAAGUCCAUUUACAUUUACCAUUGGAGAUACAAGAAGUUUUGGUACUUAUGAAGGUGGUGGAACUGUAACUGAAGUCAAAAAACCAGAAAUUGUGCAUUUUAAACCUUUUUCUGAAUCAUUAAAAGAUCCUGAAAUGCUAGUUUGUGAUUUUUCCAAAAUGUCAAUGCCAGCGAAUCUUCAUUUAGCAUAUCAAGCUUUAUCAUAUUUUCAAAAACAAUACAAUACAUUACCAAAACCAUGGGAUGAUAUUGAUGCAGAUAAGUUCUAUGAUAUAGUUGAAAAAUUAAAUAGUGAAAAUCGUGAAAAAGUGUUAACAGAUGAACUAAAUAAACAUUGGAUAAAGUUAUUUGCUAAAAUAUGUACUGGUGAUUUAUGUCCAAUUCAAGCUGUUAUUGGUGGUGUUGCUGCUCAAGAAGCCAUGAAAGCAGUAACAGGAAAAUUUAUGCCAAUUCGACAAUUCUUCUAUUUUGAUGCCAUUGAAUGUUUACCUGAAAAUGUUUUUCAACCAUCAAAUGAAAACACAACAACUGAAUCAAAUAUAAUACCAAAAUUACCAACAAAAUCUUCACGAUAUUAUUCACAAGAAAUCGUUUUUGGUGAAGAUUUUCAAGAAAAACUAGGAAAAUCAAAAUAUUUUGUUGUUGGUUCGGGUGCAAUAGGUUGUGAAAUGUUGAAAAACUUUGCUAUGAUGGGUAUUGGAUGUUUGAAGGAAGGUCAUGUAUAUGUAACAGAUAUGGAUUCAAUUGAAAAAUCAAAUCUAAAUCGACAAUUUCUAUUUCGUUCAUGGGAUAUUGGGAAAAUGAAAUCGACAGUUGCAGCUGAAGCGGUAAAAGCAAUGAACCCAAAUAUGCAUGUCCGGGCAUAUGUGGAUGGAGUUUUACCAGAAACCGAACAUAUUUAUGAUGAUCAUUUUUUCGAACGAUUGGAUAGUGUUGUUAAUGCACUCGACAACGUCAAAGCUCGUCAAUACAUUGAUCGCCGUUGUGUCUAUUAUCAAAAACCAUUGGUUGAUAGUGGUACAUUAGGUACAAAAGCAAGUGUUCAAGUUGUUGUUCCAUUUCUUACUGAAUCCUAUUCAUCAACCAAUGAUCCACCUGAUCCAUCAGUACCAAUGUGUACUUUACGUAACUUUCCAAAUUUAAUUGAACAUACAAUUGAAUGGGCACGUGAUAAUUUUGCUGGUCUCUUCACAAUACCUCCCCAACAAGCUGACGAAUUCAUGCGAAAUCCAAAAGAAUUUGCUGAACGAACAGCUAAGAAUCAUUCAGAAUAUGAUAAAACAGAAAUAAUUGAAAAUGUUAAACGUAUUCUUGGUGAAGAACAUCCAAACAGUUUCACUGAUUGUAUCAAAUGGUCACGAAAUCUUUUCGAACAACAAUUUCAUAAUACUAUUGCUCAGUUACUUUACAAUUUUCCACGUGAUCACAUAACAAGUAAAGGUGAACGUUUUUGGAGUGGAAAUAAACGAUGUCCUCAUGUUUUAAAAUUUGAUGCUCAUAAUAAACUUCAUCUGGAUUUCAUUUUUGCUGCAUCAAAUUUACUUGCACACAUAUAUCACAUACCACAAAUACGUGAUCGUAAAUUAAUUGCCGAAGAAGUUGUAAAAGUACAUGUACCUGAAUUUAAACCAAAAGCUGGUAUAACAAUACAUGAAAAUGAUGAACAAGUUAGAGCUGACCUUGAACGACAAAAAAAUAUGAGUGCAAUGCGUAAAAAUGGUCAGAGUGCAAAUGAUGUAGAGGUCGAACAAAUUCUUAGUCGAUUACCAAAACCUGAUGAUGUACUUGAUAUUAAAAUUCAACCACAUGAAUUUGAAAAAGAUGAUGAUACUAACUUUCAUAUGGAUUAUAUUACAGCAACAGCUAAUUUACGAGCUGAAAAUUAUGAAAUACAAAGAGCUGAUCGAAGUAAAAUCAAAAGAAUUGCAGGAAAUAUUAUUCCUGCUAUUGCAACAACAACAGCCAUGGUCACUGGACUUGUUUGUCUUGAAGUUUAUAAAUUUGUUCAACAUCAUAAAAAGAUAGAAUCAUAUCGAAAUGCAUUUGUUAAUUUGGCUUUACCAUUUUUUGGAUUUUCUGAACCAGUACCACCAAAAUGUCAAAAAUAUCUUGACAAAGAUUUUACAUUAUGGGAUCGAUUUGAAGUAAAAGGUGAAAUGACAUUAGAAGAAUUUAUUGAAUACUUCAAACGUGAACAUAAGUUAGUACCGAACAUGGUCUCAGCAGGAAUGUCCGUUAUUUAUAGUCCACAUUUCAUGCGUCAAACAAGUAAAGCACAAGAUAUGAAACGCAAAAUUUCUGAUCUGUUUGAAACGGUGACAAAAUCAAAGAUUCCUGCUCAUGUUCGUUCUCUUACAUUGGAUAUGUUAUGUGAUGAUCUGGAAGGAAAUGACGUUGAAGAUGUUCCUUAUAUUAAAUAUACAUUCAGAUGA